This is a messenger RNA of Annulohypoxylon maeteangense, 952 nucleotides long. Its product is annotated as FK506-binding protein 1B. Gene Ontology annotation, molecular function: peptidyl-prolyl cis-trans isomerase activity. The transcript is spliced from 6 exons. Lineage: Eukaryota; Fungi; Ascomycota; Sordariomycetes; Xylariales; Hypoxylaceae. The record is from RefSeq and is a predicted model, not a curated record. The coding region runs from base 251 to 592 and encodes 113 amino acids.
UUAGCGGUUUACUUAAUCUUAAGGUAAGUUCGGCCUUGCCCUCCAUUCCUUCCUCAUCUUUGAGCCGCCCAGGUACCCAUUCGUAUAUCCGCAGAAAUAAAAAGACGCUAAAACAGCCCACCGCAGCUUCGUAAACUCUUUCACAAAUUUCUCGACUUGCAAAGAAAAUAAGAACUUGAUAUUUUCUAUUUCUAGAGGCAUCUCUUAAUUUAUUUGACUACACACACCUAUAUAUACACAGUUCGUCAUAAUGGGUGUUACGAAGACCAUCAUUCAGGAGGGCACUGGUGCUCAGCCUGUUGCUCGUCAGACCGUCACUAUCGAGUACACGGGCUGGCUCAAGGACACCUCUAAGCCUGACAGCAAGGGAAACAAGUUUGACUCUUCUGUUGGCCGAGGUGACUUUGUCACGCAAAUUGGUGUUGGCCAAGUCAUCAAGGGUUGGGAUGAGGGUGUCCUCACCAUGAAGGUCGGUGAGAAGGCCACUCUUGACAUCAGCAGCGACUUCGGAUAUGGAGCUAGGGGCUUUACUGGCCACAUUCCUCCUAACUCUGACCUAAUCUUCGACGUUCAUCUCAAGAAGGUCCAGUAGAUACCAUUAUGGUAGUUACCUCUUGACGGAAUGGAGUUUUCGGUCCAUAUUAUCUGGAAUGGAUACAGGACAGGAGGUUCUCUCGCUUCGGACAUGUCUAUUUUUUUCGGGCUGCAUGCAGCAUGGGUUAGGGCGGCUUCUGUGUGAGAGGGAAGAUUAAGACAAUAAGACUAUCGUUGAUCACUGAAAUUUUCUAUUCGCCUGUGCUCUUAGAGACCUGCGUGACACCUUGCCAGUUGUCUGGGACUUGCAGCUGGGCCAAGUGCUUUUUGCUAUCUCUUAAAUGCAAGCUGCAUCGCACCGAUGAUCCUCUGCCCUUACAAACUCUUCCGCCGAAACUCGUACUAGCCCAAAUCGAGG